Messenger RNA from Bombus pyrosoma, 1851 nucleotides. RefSeq names its product alpha-glucosidase-like (gene Hbg2). The coding region runs from base 21 to 1739 and encodes 572 amino acids. The record is from RefSeq and is a predicted model, not a curated record. The transcript has a single exon. Gene Ontology annotation, biological process: carbohydrate metabolic process. Lineage: Eukaryota; Metazoa; Arthropoda; Insecta; Hymenoptera; Apidae.
UCUUGGUUCAAUAGUCCAUCAUGUUUCGACUAACGAUUACAACGUGUUUCUUAUUGUUCGCGCUAAGCGCGGCAGUAGACGUGAACUGGUACAAGAAUGCCAUCGUGUACCAAAUCUACCCGAGGAGUUUCAAAGACAGCAACGGAGAUGGUAUCGGUGAUUUGAACGGUAUCACCAGCAAGCUAGAGCAUAUUAAGGACAUCGGUGCCACUGCUCUCUGGCUAUCACCAAUUUAUAAGAGUCCACAAGUUGAUUUCGGCUACGACAUCUCCAACUUCACCGACAUCGAACCCACUUACGGAACUCUAGCAGAUUUCGACAAACUGGUAGCCAAGGCCAAGUCCCUCGGGCUCAAAGUGAUCCUGGACUUCGUACCUAAUCAUAGUUCUCCCGAGCAUCCCUGGUUCAAGAAGAGUAUUCAAAGGAUCAAGCCGUACGACGAGUACUACAUCUGGCGUGACGCCAAGAUCGUCAACGGGACCAGACAACCGCCAAACAACUGGUUGAGUAACUUCGGAGGCUCGGCUUGGGAGUGGAACAACGUUCGCAAGCAAUACUAUCUGCAUCAGUUCGCUGCAGGUCAACCAGAUUUGAAUUAUCGUAACAAAGGUUUGGAUCAAGAGAUAAAGGAUGUGUUCACAUUCUGGAUGAACCGUGGAGUCGAUGGUUUCCGCAUUGACGCCAUCAAUUUCAUGUUUGAGGAUGUCAAUUUUAAGGAUGAACCGAGCGCAAACAGAACCGAUAUCCCUAAGGACGACUACGACAGUCUGAUCCAUAUUUACACGUUAGAUCAGAACGAAACCUACAACACGCUCAACAGCUGGAGGAAGCUUAUGAACGACCACUCCAACCGUACCAAUUCCGAUCCUAGGCUAAUUCUCACGGAAGCAUACACCACUCACGAGCGAACCAUCAGAUAUUACGACGCUGGCUCCAAUGUUCCCUUCAACUUUAUGUUCAUCACGAGCCUGAACAACGGAUCUACCGCGGCGGACUACAAAAAUCUGAUAGAUAAGUGGGUGAGCACCGUGCCGAGUGGCAACGUGCCGAAUUGGGUCGUGGGCAACCACGAUAACCAUCGCGUGGCGUCCAGAUUCGGCACUGGACGAGCUAAUAUGAUUAUCCAGAUGGCAAUGGUCCUACCUGGUAUAGCGGUUGUUUACAACGGAGACGAAAUCGGAAUGGUAGACAGACCAUUCACGUACAAGGAGACUGUCGACCCAGCCGGUUGCAACGCUGGUCCUGCCAGAUACUUCGUGAAAUCCAGAGAUCCAGAAAGAACACCGUUCCAAUGGGACAAUAGCACCAGCGCUGGAUUCUCCAAUAGUACGAAAACCUGGUUGCCUGUGCAUCCCAAUUAUAAGACCUUGAAUCUGGAAGCUCAGAAGAGUGCAGCUAGCUCCCCAUAUAAGCUGUUCAAACAGUUAAUGAACAUAAAGAAACGACCAGUAAUCGCAAGCGGCUCCUUAAACGUUGCAGUAUUGGAUAAGCAGGUUUUGGGUAUUACUCGUACUCUAGGAAGCGAAACUGUAAUCGUUCUGCUCAAUUUCGGCAAUGAACCUGCCACUGUAAAUGCUAGAGCUUCCCUGCCAGUUCCUCCUGCCUUGGUACUUCAUGCUGCCGAUACUGAUUCCCAUCCUCGUCCAGGUACCAUGGCUUUCACCAAUUCAAUAACCGUUCCCGCAUCUUCUUCCGUCAUGUAUACCUCUCCUAAUAUAUAUCGUUCCAUGAAUGAGUAAUUCUGAUUUUGCAUUUCUUUAUGGGUUUUAGCAACGUUGACGAAUCACCUGUACCAUGUUAUUAAUGUAUUGACGAUCAGUUUUUAAUAAACUUUAUUCUAUUUAUCUCGUU